Messenger RNA from Didymodactylos carnosus, 222 nucleotides. The record is from the annotation of a GenBank genome assembly. Lineage: Eukaryota; Metazoa; Rotifera; Eurotatoria; Philodinida; Philodinidae.
AUGGGUGUUUCUUGUCGAAGUUUUUUCCAUUUAUUACAUGAAAAUGUUAUAGAUGAUUUAAAAUGGUGCGAAUCAAAGCAGAGUGGCGGUAAUGAAGCUGAUUUAACGUCAAGAAUGUCGAAACCACGUCAAUUUCAUAAUAAACAUAUUGUGCUGAAAUAUGACGAUGUUAUACAUAAAGGACGAAGUCGUCAUACGGUUUUAAGAAAACAAGGACACUGA